UUUCCCCACAAAUUGUCUAUAUUUCCAAGUUGCCUGCUGUGUGAAGUGACAGUUCUUAAACCAUGUCCCUGCUACAUACUGUAACAUGUACGAUCUAUAAGGCCACAAUCUAGUGUGGACAAAACCUUACUUAAGGGCUGUCAUGUCGUGUGUCACAAGAGGUGUUUUCUGUGCAGUGCAUGUUUAUAAGUGGUGUCACCGGUCAAAGAGUCACCUUUCACCGUCGUAAAGGAUGUGGUUUUCUUUUGGUGGUACUAGUCAUAUGAGCUGGGUACCAUUUGACAGAGUUACUACAACUGUCUUGAAAUACAAGCAGCAUUUUACUUUAUUGCCCUUCAAGAACAUUAAAUGGAUGCUGAACCAUCUCAACUGGAUUGUAGCCCGAUAAAUUUAGCCCAGGACUUUAUAUGGUAAAGACUGCCAUUUGAGCAGUCCCCUUCAAAAUGGAUGACCUCCGUUUUUUUUUUUUUUAACGCUUUCUUCCCUUUUUAGUUCCUGUUUUGGUUUCCAAAAAGACAUUUUAAGUUCGAUUUUUAAAUUGCUAGGCUCAGACGCAAGGCAAAACUUGAAACUGUGGUUACGUAUUUUCAGUGGCUACACCCUGAUCCGAGAGCAUCUAAGAUCCCAUUUGUUAAUUAACAUCCCAGACUGGGAAGUCACAGUUAGGAAAAGUUGAUAGUAUCAUUACAUUGUGGGUCACUGGGCAAAAAGGAUUUUAGAAAGAACUCCAUGAAAGGAAUGCUAUGCUGGCGAUGGGUAAUGAUCAGGAAAUUAUAGGUCAUACUAAAUGUAGGGGUUUAUAAUCAUGGCAAUUAAUGCCAGAUUUGUAUUGCCGAUUUCUCUUUCAUAUGAUAUUCAGUCAUGCAGGAGUCCUUAUCAAGUGUCAUUUGUUGUGUUUAACAAAGUGAACCCCUAAAUCGGACCGAAUUAGGGAAAUAUGACUUUUAAACCUGACAUUAUAUAGGCCUAAAGUGCCACCUAUUGGAGUAAAUGAGAACUAUAACUUCAAGGAAUAUCUUAAGUUUUCAAUUAAGCGUAAAUUAUGUAGCCGACUUGUACGUGAUGUAUGUUAUUUAGCCAAUCAUAAAUGUGUUUGAUUAUUGUUUUUGUUUUCAUUUCGAUUUUGGUGACGUGGUUACGUAAUUAUGUUAAACCUAAUCUCUGUGUUGAUCCCAGUCAAGAGCGUAGUAGAAUUUUUCCUGCACAGCGCAAAUAAAUACAGCAGAGGGCGCACAAUAACAUUACGCAGGUCCAUAGCCUACCUACUGGAAUGCAUCAGGUUAAUAAACGGUAAUACGAAGGCCUGACAUAGUCAAACACAUUUUUUUAAAUAAAGGAACCAUACAAAUUUCCCAACUUUACAUCAACCUCCAUUUUAAAUACAUGACAGAAAAAUAAUAGCCUUGUUAAAUGUAGUGUAUAAGUUCUUAUCUAAUACUCGGCUAUGAAAACAUGGUUACUUCCGGUGUAAUGCAGGCGUUGCUGAGCGUCUCGAGGCAAGCACAGCGUAGAGCAGCUAUUUAGUCAGCGUCUUGCAUUCCAGGGCGUUAAGACGCUCCGUGGAAAUUUCAGGGAAAUUCGUCAAAGCCCACUAUUUUAAGACAGAGCCAGCGUAAUGGCGGGACUAACAUCUCUGGAAGCCGUAAAACGAAAAAUAAAAUCUUUGCAACAGCAAGCAGACGGUGCUGAAGAGAAAGCCGAGCGGCUGCAGAAGGAGUUGGGUUUGGAGAGGAAAUCCAGAGAAACAGCCGAGGGGGAUGUGGCCUCCCUGAACAGACGCAUCCAGCUGGUUGAGGAGGAGCUGGACCGUGCUCAGGAACGUCUGUCCACCGCUCUGCAGAAGCUGGAGGAAGCCGAGAAGGCCGCAGAUGAGAGCGAGAGAGGCAUGAAGGUCAUUGAGAACAGAGCUCAGAAGGAUGAGGAGAAGAUGGAGCUGCAGGAGAUCCAGCUGAAGGAGGCCAAGCACAUUGCAGAGGAGGCCGACCGCAAAUAUGAGGAGGUUGCCCGUAAGCUGGUGAUUGUUGAGGCUGAGCUGGAGCGCACUGAGGAGCGUGCUGAGCUGGCUGAGAGAAUGGUCCGGCAAUCAGAGGAGGAGGUCAGGGUCUUGGACCAGGCCACAAAGUCAUUACGAGCCUCAGACGCACAGUACUCACAGAAGGAGGACAAGUACGAGGAGGAGAUCAAGGUCCUCUCCGACAAACUGAAGGAGGCUGAGACUCGUGCUGAGUUCGCUGAGAGAUCAGUAGCCAAGCUUGAGAAGACCAUUGACGACCUGGAAGAUCGCCUCUACCAGCAACUUGAGAAAAACCGCCUCCUCUCUAAUGAACUAAGACUGGCCUUGAAUGAGGAUUAAACUUAACCCUGGAUGUUUUGCGUCCUAACUACGGGUUUAUAUACAUAACACACCUUCAUACGAACAGCGUGUCCGAAUUGAGAUGAACAUUGUAUUUCAAACACGUAGACAACACUUUGUAUCACUCCAAAAAAGUUGUUGUAAACUCUACUGUUGUUUUAUUAAUACACACUUUAGGAGUAAUGCAUCAUCUCCAAUUUAACAACCUGUUCAUAUUAAGCAUGUUCAGUGUCGGGAGAUGAGAUGUGAUGUGCUGCAAGGCUUGUUUAUUGGUCUUGCAAAAGGACCAAGACUGCAGAAGUUCUGUCCCACUUUGGCUAGCUUAUUAUGCAUGAAUGUCUGGAUGAACAGUGACACUCAAGUAAGCUAUAUGACAUCACUGUGGAAUUUGCAAAUGGCUGAUAAUUUAACUGUACUGCCUGGGCAUUUAUGGAGUGCUAAAAAGGGAAGCUAGUGUGCUUAUGGAUCCAUCUGCAUGCAUUGUUUUUUUUUUUUAAUCAUGUAUGUCAUAUUUAAGAUGUUAUGUUUUUUUUAUUUGAUGUUCUAACAGAGAAACUCGCACACGCUAAAGAAGAGAACCUCGAAA
Molecule: messenger RNA, 2939 nt
Organism: Clupea harengus (Atlantic herring)
Lineage: Eukaryota; Metazoa; Chordata; Actinopteri; Clupeiformes; Clupeidae
Gene: tpm1
Product: tropomyosin 1 (alpha)
Exons: 8
Coding region: 1616-2353 (245 amino acids)
Source: RefSeq, a predicted model, not a curated record